GCUUGUGCAAACUCAAGAUCACCGGCGGGACUGGGGUCGGUGCAGUGCAGCGUCCCCGCCCUGCGCCAGCAACCAGCGCCUCCCGUCCAGUGCCCACCGCGGGCGCCACGUCCCCGUCAGCGCUGGCAACCUGUCACCGCCGAGGACGUGACUCCGAGCUGCCUCCGCUCUCUCCAAGCCCUAUUCCUUUAAGAUGAUGUAAUAGUCAUUUCCCUGGAUGGUUUCUUGCCUGCACUGCUCACACAACAGCAUCCGAACUGCUCCUGGCACCGUGGGACCUCCUAGCUCCGGAGCUCGAGCCCCGCAGGCAUCUCCCUGCCGCCCGGGCUUCUUCCCGCUCCUACCUGGCGGGGAUAUGGGCGUCCCUUUGCCCUUGCCGGCAGGUGGGGUGGCUGCUGAGACCCUGGCUGGGCGCAUCUGUCUGUCUCUCCGCCUCUGGGCUCUCUGAACGCCUCAAAGUCCAGUUACCUCUUGCAACUCUCCCAGGUGUAAAGGAUCUGCUCUAAAGGUUUUGAUUUUGAUAUUUUUUUUUUUCUCUUCUUGCCGAAGGUUUGGUUGAAUAUUUUUUUUUUCCUUUGCUUCACUUCUUCGACUCAGCCUUCUUCUCACGGUUCAACUUUUUUUUUUUUUUUUUUUUGAUCCAUUUUAACUAGAGAUUUGGGAGUGAAUACGUACACACACACACAUACAUAUAUACAAACGUACUUUUCCGAGCGCGUAAGUGCGGGAUCGUUUAUUUUCCGAGAGCACAUCUCUCUGGCACUUUUCACUGAUACCUCUGUCCUUUACCUGUGUGGGAUUUGACAAGACCCAGUGUGGCUGUGGUUUCCGAUUGCUCUGGAAAAGGUUAUUUCUUCGCAAGAACUAAGUCUCCAGCACUCGCUAAGACAGACCUCUGAGUAACUGGGCACUCGGCCUUCUUGCCUACCCGGCCUAAUGGAAGAUCGAAUGUAGACAAGCUGAUUAUUACAUCCUGUGAAGUAGUAGCUCACUAUCAGACAGCUUUAAACUUCCUGUCCAACAUUGCUUCACCUGUGGACUCUCCUAAAAUUUGCUCUGUUGGGGGAAUAAAGAGCAAAACCGGGGUAAGAGGAGGUCAUUUUUGAACAAGUUAGCACCUUUUCUUUCCCUCCCUUACAACUGGAUGCAAAGCCUGGGGCUGUGACUCUGUCGUCGGAUUGUACCUUUCAGUCCAGGAAGCUGCACAAGAAAGAGACAAUGGCUCUGAGUGGGAACUGUAGUCGUUAUUAUCCUCGGGAUCAAGGGGCUGCAGUUCCCAACUCCUUCCCCGAAGUCAUAGAGCUGAAUGUUGGGGGCCAGGUUUACUUCACCCGCCAUUCCACAUUAAUAAGCAUCCCCCAUUCCCUCUUGUGGAAAAUGUUUUCCCCAAAGAGAGACAACGCUAACGAUCUAGCCAAGGACUCCAAGGGAAGGUUUUUCAUUGACAGAGAUGGCUUCCUGUUCCGUUAUAUUCUCGACUAUCUCAGGGACAGGCAGGUGGUCCUGCCUGAUCACUUUCCAGAAAGGGGAAGGCUGAAAAGAGAGGCUGAGUAUUUCCAGCUCCCUGACCUCGUCAAGCUCCUGGCCCCUGAGGAAGUCAAGCAAAGCCCGGAUGAAUUCUGUCACAGUGAUUUUGAGGAUGCCUCCCAAGGAAGCGACACAAGAAUCUGCCCUCCUUCACUGCUCCCUCAUGACCGCAAGUGGGGUUUUAUUACUGUGGGCUACAGGGGAUCCUGUACCUUGGGCAGAGAGGGACAAGCAGAUGCCAAGUUUCGGAGAGUUCCCCGGAUUUUGGUUUGCGGAAGGAUCUCCUUGGCAAAGGAAGUCUUUGGAGAAACUUUGAAUGAAAGCAGAGACCCAGACCGAGCCCCAGAAAGAUACACCUCCAGAUUUUAUCUCAAGUUCAAACAUCUGGAAAGAGCUUUUGAUAUGUUGUCAGAGUGUGGAUUCCACAUGGUGGCCUGUAACUCCUCGGUGACAGCAUCUUUUGUCAACCAGUAUACAGAGGACAAGAUCUGGUCGAGCUAUACCGAAUACGUCUUCUAUCGUGAGCCUUCCAGGUGGUCCUCCUCUCAUUGCGAUUGCUGCUGCAAGAAUGGCAAGGGAGACAAAGGGGAGAGCGGCACCUCCUGCAACGACCUCUCCACUUCCAGCUGCGACAGCCAGUCAGAGGCCAGCUCUCCCCAGGAGACGGUGAUCUGUGGUCCUGUAACGCGCCAGAGCAACAUCCAGACUCUGGACAGGCCCAUUAAGAAGGGCCCCGUGCAGCUGAUCCAACAGUCGGAGAUGAGGCGGAAAAGUGACCUGCUCAGGACUCUGACGUCGGGCUCCAGGGAGUCGAACAUAAGCAGCAAAAAGAAAGCUGCGAAAGAAAAGCUCUCCAUCGAAGAAGAGCUGGAGAAGUGCAUCCAGGAUUUCCUGAAGAUAAAAAUUCCAGAUCGCUUCCCCGAGAGAAAACAUCCUUGGCAGUCUGAACUUUUACGGAAGUACCAUCUAUAGGGGAGGGCUGGGGAUAGUCACCAUUUUGAAAUACCCCCCCCCCCAAAGGAAGACAUGUUAAAGGAAAAUGACAACUAAUGAUCCACAUUUGUUAGAACACAAUAGUCCAUUGAUGUACUACUGCCUACUUUAACUAGCUCACCUUAACGUGUAAAUCCACAGGGUAGAUUUCUUUUCAGAUGUGGAACCAGAGGCGCGCUCUUGUGUUGUCCUUUGUCUUUUAUUAACUUGGUCCCAUGUGCUGAGAGUCUUACAUACAAUGAAAGCUGGCUCCAUGUGAGUAGCUCACGGGCUUUGGGAGUCAUCCAUCCCAAACCGUUUUUUUCCCCCCUCUCAUUUUCUGCCUCCUUCCUUUGGUCAAGGAUGGGGAAAGAGAUAUGAUCCAGUGGCAUAUGUCAAGAUUUUUAAUUUUUUCUUUCCUUUUGUUUACGGGGUGAGGGGAGAAUGGCAGAUUUGUAUGAUUUUUUCACUUAGAUCUCUAUGUGCCAGUUUCUAUUGACUCUGUAUGCAUGAGCACUUGUGCAACACAAGCACAAUAUAUGUCUGUAUAUAUGCACAAUGGAUGCACAUGACCCAGGGGCUGGACAGCAAAGGACUGGCACCCUGCUGCCAGCUGCCCACCCCCCACAAGAGCACUUCAGACAAAGGAACCUCUGCCUCUUUAUUCAAACCCUCCUGGGCAGAUUUUCCAGCCUCCCUAGGCAACACUUUCUAAUGCUGAAUAGGCUCCCAUCAUCAACGAAUUCUCUUUCUUAUUUUGAAGUGAAUACCCCCCAGGCUCCUUUGCUCUGCUGUGCUCUUUCCCUACAUUAGGAGACAGGGAGAUGAGCUAGUGGAACACUGUUUGUGUUUGAAGAAACUAGCAGAUAUUCUCAUUCAUAAACACAGCUUGGAGAUGCCCUGCACUCAGCCUUCUCCAUUCUUAUUUGAUGAUCACCAUUCUCUACCUGAAUCAGAGUUCUAAUUUUCCCACAUUUUUCCUGAUGAGGCCUUUUGUAUAAAUCAGGCAAGUCCUUUGCAUCCUUAUGAGUUGUGAAGCUGUGAACAACACACAAUGAUUGAAGAUGCAUCCAGCCUUCAGUUUGCUUGCUUUAGAGGAUUUGUACCCCCACAUGCUUCCUAAUUUCUCAUACGAACUUUAAACUACACCUGUACAUUGUUGCUUGCUUAUAGCCAGGCUUGGUUGCCUUUGGGAUCCUGGGGUUUGGCUGUGGUCAUACUACGGUUUAGUUGUACCAUUUCUAAAAUGUCUGUAAUGAUCCGAGUGGGUGGGGCUGGAACACAAAAGUUAUGAAUUUGACUUUUUAAGCUUUUUAAAAAAUAUAUUCCUGACCUGUAUAGAUACAGUCCAAAAGAAAUUGUUAACAAUGUCUAUCCACAUGACUCUUGUCUUCUAUUAAUCUCUCAAUAGUUCUUUUGUUCACUUGUGCUAAAUGAAUGUCCAAAGACAACUUUUAAUUUUCAGCAUUCUUCACACAUCUCGGUGGUAACUGAAAAAAUGAUUUGUCACUAUAAUGUGCCAAACAUUCCUAAUUUUUUGGUGUGUGUGUGUGUGUGUGUGUGUGUGUGUGUGUGUACAUGUGCACAUACAUAUGUUUAAUUAGCACAGGUAAUAAAGACAACCAGACAAUGUCUAUGGGAGGAAAAUCUGAUGACCAGUUUCUUCUUUCUGAAAACUUUCAUUUAGGUACAUUUGUUAUUUAAGAAUCUCCUCAUUGAUUUAUUGGUACCUGUUAGUCUUUCUGAAUUUUUUGUAAUUCUUUACUACACAGGUGGAUAAUAGGAUAAGGCAAUGCUUUCUUGUCCUGAUGCUUCAGAGAGUUUAAAAUUUUAAGUGAAAAAGGAAAGGUGCUGAGUUGCCAGGAAAAUUAUCAUUUAUAAAAGUAUUUUUUGUGUAUUAAUAUUUUAGCAGAUAGUUGAUGGAUAGCUUUGUGUAAAGCCUACUAAUGCAUUCUGUGUUUCUUGAUGGUACAUCAAAGACACCAUCAUAGUAACUAUAGAAGAUACUGAGAAGCAUCAUGGAUCUUAAUGGAUCAGAAGACAGUGGAUGUAAAUGACUGACCAGAUGAUCAUUGACUCACUGAAAUGGCUUUCAGAGAAUCUGAGAUUUGAAUAAAUUGGCCAAAGUCCCCAGUUUCCUUAAAUUUCAGCCCUAAUCAUAAUUGUAUCAAGACAUUGAGGCACUCAAGAACUGGGCUGGCCAUCAACACCAUAGUUACUACUUCAGUUUUCAAAUAGGAAAUAUAAUGCUAUACCCAAAGAAUUAUAGCAAUGUUCUGCAGGCUCUGUUGUUAAGGCAUUUCUUUUUUCUUUCCAGAUACUCUGUACCCACAGCUAACAAGCUAAGUAGUAGAAAUCUGUUGAAAAACAACAACAUAUCACUUUCUUUUUGGGGCUACCUGUAAAAUGGCAUCUGCCCCAUGGUAAAAUGUUUAAACAGAAAAUACCAAAAGCAUGGCAUUCACUUGUGAGGGUGUUGACAUGUUCAGGAAUAGAGCCCAGGUUAGUACAAGGCUUUGAGGAGGCACCAAGAAUAUAAAGUCUUAGGUUCCCUUUGGCAUGGAGUGAUCUAUCUAGCGUGCUCCUUGUAGUCUUCAACACACUGGGAAUAAUCUUUGGCUAAGUGAACCAUGAGAUUAAGCAUUCUGGUAUCCCUGGCUUCUGAGCCAUAAGUUCAGUUAUGGACAGAACAAUAUUAUAUACAGUUCAGUUCUUGAAUGUGGAUUUUGACAGGAGCUGUACAUUGUUGCUAUCAAGAAAUGAAUAGUACUGGAUGGUCAAAUGAAUGAGACUUGACAUGUGUAUAGACUGAAUUUGGGCUGCCUUCUCUGAAAUCCUGUAAGGCUAAAUUCUAUGAACUUGGGGAGGUCAUUAAAUGGAUAUGUAGUCUCCUGAAGUUAGGGACAUAUUUAUAAAGUCCUCCUACCCACUAUUAAGAAGGGAACACUAUGCAAACAGCAGAGGGAAAAGGAAAACACAUGUUAACAUAGUUUAUAAUUACCUCUUCCACUGCUCAGAAAAAAAUGCACUGAUGUAGUCAUAAGCAACCCUGUGAAGUGGCUUCCAAAAUACACUGUGAUGUAUUCCUGUGCACAUCAGCAUAUCUGUCCUACUGGACAUGCAUGCAUGCCUCGUUUUUAAAAGGGAGGAAGAGUGCAAUGACAAAUGUGCCUAUCACUUGGCCUUGUUUAAUUCAGAAGCAUUCUUUCUCACAGAUGGCAGGUGUCUGUUCAUUAUUUAUUCUCUUAGCCACCCUGCUUAUGAUUCUGGAUUAUGUUUGCUUCUCCAGACUCUCCAGUCCUCUGAGUAUCUUUUUUUUUAUAAGCAGAACAUGCUCCAAGGAGGGAAAUUAAUGGCAGAUACAAUAUUUUUAAAAAAUUACUCCAGUACAGUUCCUACAAUGAAAGUCAAAACUUGAUUCUCAAACUUUUCUUUGCUAUCACUUCAAUCUUUCAAUUUGGUAUAUAGUAGAGUAGACCAACCCAGAAGAGCUGAGAGUUGGCAUUCUCUACCAUUGGAUAUAUUGUCAUGGAAUUUGAGUAAUGGUGGCCUUAUGUUUGAUCUUUGCUAGAAUUAAUAAGACAUUUUCUGCGAACUUAUAGGAUGAAUUUUUUGUCAUCUCUACUUGACAUAACAAUUUUCUAAGGAAAAAUGAAGGGAAUUAUUUUCCCCCUGGUGACUCUGUGGCAGAUAAAUGUUUUUACCAAUUUGCAUGCUGAGUUAUAGGUUUUAGCAUGGGCCAUUUCUCUCUUUAAUGUCUUGGUAUUGUUGGCAUCUUGCAAUCUUGAUGGCCUACUGUUCCAAUUUAUUUAUUUUCUCUUACAGUGUUAAAAGAACACACUAGAGAAAGAAUCAGAGUGAGCAGUGUGUAUUUGGACCUACAAUGGAGUUAGAUGUCAUUGGUAAGGGACUAUACAAUGAUAGAUAUCUGCAAAGAAAUUAGAGGAAAUGAAACAUGCUGGAAUGAGUUUGAUUUAUAUUGCCUUCAUCACUUUGGUUCUAGAUGAAAUGGUUAUUGCUCCCCAUCCCUGUGGAAAGAAGAGUCUUCAGCUUUAAUGACUACAGCCUUGUGAUGCAGCCACAGUAUUUGCUUGAAAUGUCUGCUCUUCUCAUUUUGCUAUGGACACUGGGAAGGGGAUUUUCCCCCAGUGACCACUGCUGCAAACACUUUUGUAGUCUGGUAUUCAUCACACAUUAAAUCCACUUAUGGCACUUUCAGAAAAGGAGAUCCCCUUAUGUAGACUUCAGAGUCAGAUUCAUAAAACUUUUAGCAGGGGCAGGAAAUCUGCAUUUUGAACUAGUAUCUUUAGUAGUUUUGAUGGUUCAAGGACCACACCUUAAGAAAUACUAUUGAGGGACUAAGGAGAAG
Molecule: messenger RNA, 6868 nt
Organism: Peromyscus leucopus (white-footed mouse)
Lineage: Eukaryota; Metazoa; Chordata; Mammalia; Rodentia; Cricetidae
Gene: Kctd16
Product: potassium channel tetramerization domain containing 16
Exons: 3
Coding region: 1219-2499 (426 amino acids)
Biological process (GO): regulation of G protein-coupled receptor signaling pathway; protein homooligomerization
Cellular component (GO): postsynaptic membrane; presynaptic membrane
Molecular function (GO): protein binding
Source: RefSeq, a predicted model, not a curated record